AUGCUAUAUUUCAGGCGCCGGCGAUACCAGCAUGUCUGGGCCGGCAUAGGACGAGCUUACUAUGGGUCACUCGCAAGUCGACCCCCAAGGCGACACCUAAGGAAUGACAGUCACAACGCCAAUAUCGACCCGACAUCCCCAAGCACUAAGUCGUUCGCCCACGUCAACCGAAGAGAUGCGAAAGGGCGAUGGCAAGACUUAAUCCGAACGACGCCGCCGCCGCCAAUAGAUCUCAGCCGAAAGAUUGGAAAAGUGCCUCGGCGAUACUUGAACCUAAUCUCGCUCCUGCCUCCAGAGGGUCGGCAAGGAGAGCAUGACUCCGACCAGCAGGAUUCGACCCCUCGAAAGGCCGGGGAGGGCUCGUCUGUCCUUGCCGACACACAAGAGAAAAGAGGGAGCUCUGUCUUUGAUGGCGUCAGUCGAGAUUUCCACGCCCCUAGGCUGUCUACCGGGGAUAGCCUAAUACAUGUGCGAACCAACUGGACAGCAAUGCGCCGAGCCACGCCUUCGAAAACCUUGCGACCACCGCUGCGAGGGCAUAAACACAAGACAAUAAAUCCGAAUAUCAAACUAGAAAAAUUCAUGUCCAAAGAGGAUAUACAGGAAAGGCCUGAAAUAGGGAGCAGUUCCUCCGAUCUCUCUGGCCAGGGGACCCAUCUGGACCCUAUUAUCCACGACAUGUCCCCGCCCACGCCCAUACAAUCACAAUCCACCGACAAAAUAGUACCAGCAGUGACCGAAAUCCCCAUGCCGUUGAUGCGUCGCAGGAGGAGAGGUCGCGGGUCCCGCUCGUUUGUAGGACCCUCCACAACAACUCCAGUUAUGGACGAAACCGAUAAAAAACGGCUAUCACAACAUUAUAUGGAUUACGGCCCCGCCACAGCAACUCCAGCGGUGGAUGAAAUCGAUAGAAAACGGCUCGCAGAGCAGGCCAUGGAUUAUGGCCCCACCUUUGCGCCCUACACCACCAAGCUGCUCAAACGAACCGAAGGCUGGGAAGAGCGCCCAGCGCUGUGGGAUAUCAGCCCCGGGUGCCUCCUCUGGCUCCCCCCCUACUACAAGAACCCCGAGGACACAAACUUGCUGCAUCCUCAUCCUAAUAGCGUGGACCACCCCAUUGUCGUCCUCAGCGUCGAUGUGUCGGGGCCGGAGGAUGCAAUCGUAACUUUUAUGACUAUCCGGUCGUUCAAGUCGUUCGGGGCGAAGACAUCGCUGCUUAACUUCUGGAAGAAGUACUUGCCGCUCUCGCGCUUCCCGCGCGAGAACUGGAGAGACGAGCCCGAGGCGCGAGAGAGCUGGAAGGACGCUCUGCUAUUCCGCGAGAACUACACGGGUAGGAAAACAAACAGGGUGCAAUACGUUGAUAUACAGAAUAUCAGUACGGCGCGGUGGGAGGACCUUCGGUGCUACCAAGGGGAGCGGCGCGUUAUAGGGAUUCCGCAGCGACUGUGCGAGGAGUCGAUGGCGCGGUUGCGGGCGGCGCGGACGUGGUGGGAGGGGCAGUGGGAUACGAAUCGGGGAUUGGUGAAGUGGGAGGACGAGUGGGUGCCGUCAGGAAAGAUGAGGGAUGUGUUUAGACAGAGGUAUAUUGAGCCACUGGGGGAGGAAGACAACGAACUCGGGUCGGUGGUGACAGGGAAGGUAGCGAAUGACGCGUCGGGGGGAAGUGGUGAGUUGGCACUUCAAAUGAAAGAAGUGAGGGCGGAGAUGAGGGCCGAGUUUGAGGAAGCGAGGAAAAAGAUGAGAGCGGAGCUAGAGAAGGUGAGGACGGAGAUGAGAUCAGAGCUGAUGACAAGGAUGAUAGAAGAGCUCGAGGAUGUGAGAGAGGGCUUGCAGGUGGUAAACAGAGCAGAGAAGGCGGUCGUGGAGCUGGAACUAGCAAAGAGCGCGAGACCACCGAUGCCGCCGCCGGAGUACGCGACAUCUCCGCAGUUGGCGGUCUGGCACGCAGCGAACGACAUGCCAGAGUGGAGUGGUGACUUGACAAAUAAAGCGGAGGCGAUGCGGUUAGAGCUGAAGAUGGCAAGAAUGGAGGUGGACGGCGUGAGGGCAGAGAUGGAACGGAUGCGAGGCGAUAUGGACAAGAUGAAGGUGGACCUGGCGCUGCUCAAGCGAGCGGACGCGGCGCGCGAAGCGGCGGGGCGGCGAAAGAGCGUGAAGGUUCCGGACGUGGGGAUGUACGCGCCGGCGCUGGGCCCGCGAUCACCGGCCUCGAGGGCGGCACUACCGCCAGGGGCAGCAGGCGACGUAUUAGAAGGGACGGGAGAGUCGACACUUAAAGGGUUGAACAAGGAGUUGAAGCAGGCGAUGAGCGCCACGGCACAAGCCGCGCAGACACCGGCGCCGAAUCCGGCGGCUUCAUUGUUGCCCCAGGUAGCGGGGAAAGGUCCAAGGCUGGGCCCGCUGGCACAGUCUAGGGGAUGA
Messenger RNA from Pseudogymnoascus verrucosus, 2424 nucleotides. RefSeq lists its product as uncharacterized. Lineage: Eukaryota; Fungi; Ascomycota; Leotiomycetes; Thelebolales; Thelebolaceae. The transcript has a single exon. The coding region runs from base 1 to 2424 and encodes 807 amino acids. The record is from RefSeq and is a predicted model, not a curated record.